AGUCCCGUUACAGUCACACACACACUAGCAAGAACAGGACCAAACAUGGCGAGAGACCCGGAUUAUGGAGCUUUCGUGGACAAGUUUGUGCUUAAACUUACCUCUUCAGCUCAUGAUCAACCAUUGCAGGGCCUCACUUUUGCAGUUAAAGAUAUGUAAAUCCCUUCGAUUCACCUUUUUCUUUGCCUUCAUUUCCUCGACAAAGAUACUUUAAGUCCUUAGAAAAGAGUAAAGGAAAGGGGUGUCCUUUUAUUUAUUUUCAGGCUUCUAGGCCAAGUUUCUAAUUCUUGGUUUCGGGUUUAUGUUUUUGCUAGUGGGGGUGUUUGUGUGUUUGCAAACUUUUAUAUGAAUUGGUUCUUUUUUCUUGUAGUGAUUGAUGAAUUUGUUUUUUGUGAAUUGAAUUAUGGAAAUAGAUUUGAUAUGGAGGGAUAUGUGACUGGAUUUGGUCAUCCUGACUGGGCAAGGACUCAUUCUGCUGCUACAUCAACUGCUCCUGCUGUUUUGGCCGUCUUAAGAGGAGGAGCCACAUGUGUUGGUAAAACUGUCAUGGAUGAAAUGGCUUACAGUAUAAAUGGAGAAAAUAUACAUUACGGCACACCUAUAAAUCCAUGUGCUCCUGAUCGUGUACCCGGAGGAUCUUCAAGUGGGUCUGCCGUUGCGGUUGGUGCAAAAAUUGUAGACUUCUCCUUGGGAACAGACACUGGAGGAAGUGUAAGAGUCCCUGCAUCAUAUUGUGGAAUUUUGGGGUUUCGACCUUCACACGAUGCUGUUCCGAGUGCAGGAGUUAUUCCCAUGGCACAGAGUUUUGAUACUGUGGGAUGGUUUGCCAGGGACCCUGUGAUUCUGAGUCGGGUAGGACAUAUUCUACUCCAAUCGCCUGUUAUGGAUCCUAUCAAACCUAGUCAAGUUAUUAUUGCAGAAGAUUGUUUCCAGCUUUCAAACAUUCCAAACGAUCGACUAGGUCAAGUUCUUGUGAAAUCAGUGGAGAAGAUAUAUGGAGGCCAUAUUGUGAAGCAUACAGUCCUCGGGGACUAUGUCAAGGAAAAAGUUCCAAGUCUGAAACAUUUUAUGAGUAAAGAAAUAAAAGAACAAGAGUAUAACAUUCCAUCUUUGGCAGCCCUCUCAAAUGCCAUGAGGUCACUUCAAAGGUAUGAAUUCAAGGAUAACCAUGGUGAAUGGAUCACUUCAGUCAAACCUGAAUUGGGUCCAGGAAUAGCAGAAAGGGUAUGGGAAGCUGUUAGAACAACUGGGGAAAACGUUGAUGCCUGCCCCUCUGUAAAGACGGAAUUACACACUGCCCUUGCAACUCUUCUUCAGGAUUUUGGUAUCCUAGCUAUCCCUACUGUUCCAGGGCCUCCACCGAAACUGCAAGCAGAUCCAACAACACUGGAAAUCUUCCGUGCUAAGGCUUUUAGCUUGUUGUCCAUUGCGGGAGUAUCAGGAUUCUGCCAGGUUAGCAUACCGCUAGGGAUGUAUGACAAUCUUCCUGUAGCUGUUUCAUUGUUGGCAAAACAAGGUUCAGACGCUUUCCUGCUCAAUGUUGUCGAGAGUCUUUAUGGUACCCUCAAAGAACAGGUUGAGAUCACUGAAAAAUAACUUGCUGGCUGAGAAUCUAAGAAUGUAAGCUUAACCUAACGAUCAAAAUGUGUUAAAUUUGGAACAAAAAUUGGUGAAAUGACUAAAAAAAUCCUCGCUGCAGAGAAACACCUUCUGGAUUUAGUAUAAGAAGGAAAAAUAUAAUUCUGUUCUGUUCUAUUC
Messenger RNA from Populus trichocarpa (black cottonwood), 1758 nucleotides. Its product is annotated as amidase 1. The coding region runs from base 346 to 1596 and encodes 416 amino acids. The transcript has 8 exons. The record is from RefSeq and is a predicted model, not a curated record. Lineage: Eukaryota; Viridiplantae; Streptophyta; Magnoliopsida; Malpighiales; Salicaceae.